GAAAAAUAAGAAACAAAAUGAAAGCUUUCCAAAGUAUCUGUCUGUUUAAGAGCCUGCAUUUCAAUUGCUAUCACGGUCAACUUCACAGCCAUCUUCUUGCUCCUGUCGUGAAGAAGAUAGGUUAUGUGGUGGGCCUGCACAACUCUGGAUAUUGGAGGCCAAACUCUUUAUUGGACACGGCUAGAUUCACUUUGUUUUUUAACAGUUGGCAUAGGAAAAACCAUCAGGCUUCUCGAGCGUUGUGGAAGCAUGAGGCUGUGCAGAAGCAUCUGGAGACUCUAAGCAAGGAAUACCAGCAGGUUAGUCAUCUGUUAAGUGCUGACUCACUAAAUGACUUUGAGCAAAGAACCCUAAGGAGAAGAUGUGCCGAUCUGUCCCCUAUUGCAGCUGCAUUUCAAGAAAUCAAAGAGGCUGAAAGGGAAGUUCAAGAGUUAGAAGCUAUGUGCAGAGAGCUAGACAGCAGAGAUGAGAAACAACUUCUAGAGCUUGCCUUAGAAGAGAGGGAGACCCUGGAUAAAAAAAUCAAUAAGUUGUGCAGAAAGCUUUUCCAGCUUCUAGUGCCAAAGGAAAAAUAUGAUAGAAGUCAUGUCAUAUUGGAAGUGACAGCUGGCAGAACAACUGGAGGAGACAUCUGCCAGCAGUUCACUAAAGAAAUGUUUGAGAUGUACCAGAACUAUGCAGACUAUAAGCGUUGGACCUUUGACAUUGUGAACUAUAUGCCAGCUGAGAUAGGUGGGUUGCAUCAUGCUGCUGCUCAUAUUUCAGGAGAUGAUGUCUACAGGCAUCUGAAAUAUGAAGGAGGGACUCAUCGAGUCCAGCGAAUCCCUGAGACCGGCCUGUCAUCAAGAAUGCAGCGAAUUCACACUGGAACAAUGUCAGUUAUUGUUCUCCCUCAGCCAGAGGAGGUUGAUAUUAAAGUGGAUCCCAAAGAAUUGCGUAUAGAUACAUUCAGGGCCAAAGGAGCAGGAGGGCAACACGUUAACAAAACUGAUAGUGCUGUGAGAGUGGUACACCUGCCCACAGGACUGGCAGUUGAGUGCCAGCAGGAGCGAUCACAGCAGCUGAACAAGGAAAUAGCUCUGCGGACACUGAGAGCUAAGCUGUACCAGCAGAUCAUUGAAAAACAGCUAAGUCAAGAGCAGAGUGCCAGAAGACUACAGUUGGGAACAAGAGCCCAGUCAGAGAGAAUCCGAACUUACAACUUCACUCAGGACAGAGUCACUGACCACAGGAUCUCAUAUGAUGCUCGCAAUAUCAAGGAAAUUCUAAGUGGGAAAGAAGCACUGGAUAACUUGAUCAACAGACUGCUGGAGUUUGCAGAGAUAGAGGCUGUCACCGAAUAUCUAGGAAAUUUGCAGACUUUGGAAGGAGGAGGCAGCUGA
This is a messenger RNA of Chaetura pelagica (chimney swift), 1382 nucleotides long. RefSeq names its product mitochondrial translational release factor 1 (gene MTRF1). Lineage: Eukaryota; Metazoa; Chordata; Aves; Apodiformes; Apodidae. The coding region runs from base 18 to 1382 and encodes 454 amino acids. Gene Ontology annotation, molecular function: translation release factor activity. The transcript has 9 exons. Gene Ontology annotation, biological process: translational termination. The record is from RefSeq and is a predicted model, not a curated record.